Aethina tumida (small hive beetle) is the source of this 9110-nucleotide messenger RNA. RefSeq names its product papilin (gene Ppn). Lineage: Eukaryota; Metazoa; Arthropoda; Insecta; Coleoptera; Nitidulidae. The coding region runs from base 205 to 8802 and encodes 2865 amino acids. The transcript has 35 exons. Gene Ontology annotation, cellular component: extracellular matrix; extracellular region. Gene Ontology annotation, molecular function: serine-type endopeptidase inhibitor activity; metalloendopeptidase activity. The record is from RefSeq and is a predicted model, not a curated record. Gene Ontology annotation, biological process: extracellular matrix organization.
ACCGCGUGCUCAACAGCGAUCCGCCCGAUUUUUUUCCGUUUUAUCUCCCGCUCGGCCUGUGUGGACCCGGCGUCUUUUAUUCAAGCAUCGGCGGGUACGUCGUGUACGCGUCCGUAACACCGCGAAGUCAUUUUCUGUGCGCAACUGUUCGCCUCCACUGGACUUUCGUAGUGGUGCCCGCUCCCUCAGGACGGACGACCGAGGAUGGAGGGACUUAACGGGAAAUAUUAUUUAUUCCUGUUACUGUUAAUAUUCAUCACAGUCAUCCACAGUACACAAAGUAGACAUAAAAUCAGACAUUACAAGGACAGAUUCAAAAGACAACAAGGAGCACAUCUGUAUUUGCCGGGAAGUUUCGUGACGGAAGGCGGUAGCGGACCCGAUCGCGGUCCGUGGAGUGAAUGGUCGACACCCUCGUCCUGCUCCAGGACAUGCGGUGGUGGUGUUUCCACGCAAUACAGGCAUUGCGCCGUUCCCAAUGAGAAUGGACGAUAUUGCGAGGGUCCGUCAGUGAGACAUUUCUCGUGCAACACUCAGGAUUGCCCGGACGCAACUGACUUCAGGGCACAACAGUGUGCUGAGUUCAACGAUGUUCCAUUUGAUGGUAUUCAUUACCAAUGGGUUCCAUACACCAAGAGUGAUAGAAAAUGCGAGCUUAAUUGUCAACCUAAGGGUGAGAGAUUUUAUUACCGUCAAAAAGAACAAGUUAUCGAUGGUACCAGAUGUGAUGAUGAAACUCAUAAUGUGUGUGUUAACGGAAAAUGCCAGCCCGUAGGUUGCGAUAUGAUGUUGGGAUCCACAAUUCGAGAAGACAAAUGUAGAGUAUGUGGGGGAAAUGGCAGUUCCUGCACCACUUCCGCUGGAACACUCAACAGCACAGACUUAACUCCUGGUUACCACGACAUUCUGUUCAUUCCACGUGGUGCCACCAACAUCAUGGUGGAAGAAAUCGCCCCUUCUAACAAUUAUCUAGCCGUGAGAAACUCCGAAGGACAUUGGUAUCUCAACGGUAACUGGAGGAUUGAUUUUCCAAAAUCCCUUCAAUUCGCCGGAUGCACAUUUACUUACACCAGAGAGCCUCAAGGUUUCGCGGCCCCAGAUAAAAUCACAUGUUUAGGACCAACCGACGAACACCUUUUUGUUGUUUUGCUGACCCAAGAACCGGACGUUGGUGUCAAUUACGAAUACAGUCUUCCACUUGACGUAGUGCCUGGAACUAAUAAUGAACUAUACGACUGGAUUUUUGAUGAAUUUACUCCUUGCAGCGCCACUUGUGGUGGUGGUAUUCAAAGAAGAAACGUAUCAUGUGCCGGAAGAAAAUCCCUUCAACCUGCAGAAAGAGAUUUGUGCAAUUCCAAUAACGAACCUGCAUCUGAACAAAAAUGCAAUGAAAUUCCUUGCGAAGCACAAUGGAUGCCGUAUCCCUGGAGUAAUUGUUCAGUACCGUGCGGAAAGGGUGGUGUACAGACCAGACAAAUAGUUUGCCAAAGAAUUAUAUCAGGAGGUCUUCCUUCAUUGGUGCCCGACUCUGAAUGUGCCCAUUUGCCGAAACCUGAAGAACAACAAACAUGUAACGAAGAUGCCGAAUGCGCUAAAUGGUUCAUAGAACCAUGGAAACCGUGUGACCAUCUUUGUGGUGAUGGUAAGCAAACCAGGAAAGUGACGUGCUAUGUGGAAAAGGACGGAAAGAAGGAAGUACUUGAAGAUUCUCAUUGUGAACAAAUUGAACCAAAACCAGAAACUGAACAAAAAUGUAAUUUAAGACCAUGUGGAGGUGUGGACUGGAUUGCAACUGAAUAUAGUGGUUGUGACAAAAUUUGUGGAAUGAAAACGGAAACUAGAAAGGUCUUUUGUACCGACAGUGAAUCAAAAAUAUACCCGGAUGAACUGUGUAAAGAUAAACAGAAGCCUGAGACAGUACGACCCUGUCAAACUACAAGUACCGCUUGCGAAUUCAUGUGGUAUGUGUCACAGUGGAGCGAGUGUUCAGCUACAUGUGGAGUAGGUGUUCAAACUAGAACAUAUUUCUGUGGUACCGUGACAGUUAACGGUGUUGAAAAAGUAGACGAUUCCAAUUGUAACACAAACAUCACAUUUGAAGUUGAGAAAAAUUGUACAGGACCACAAACAACUUGCGAUGCCGAGUGGUUUGGAGGACCGUAUUCAAAGUGCUCUAAACCAUGUGGUGGUGGAGAAAAAACACGUAAAGUACUUUGUAUUCGCGACAAUGAAGUUGUUGAUCCUACACAGUGUGAUUUAUCGAAUAUAAUUUUCUCCAGUGAAGAUUGCAAUCUGCACUCUUGUUCACCAGACACGAUCAUACCUACAAGUGUAACUCAAAGUAUCGACGAAUCAGAUACCGAGUCUUCCACGAGUAAAAUAAGCGACGAAGAUUAUGAAGUAGUAGCAGAUGACGAAUGUGACGAUGGAGAAUGGGUUGAUGACGAAGAUUACGAAGAAGAAACAGAACCAACGGUUCAGCAGGAGACUGGAGUCACAGAAUCAUCAGCUGAUACUUCUCCAUUUUCACUGGACGAUCUUAUGCUUAGCGAUGGAACAUCAGCAGACACUGCAAGUACAGAUAUAUUCAGUACAUUAGAAACUGGCUCAGGAGACACUGAUAUGACUUCGCCUGGAGAAUCUUCCACAGCAUCAGGUUUGACUGAGUUAACUAGCGAAGGAUCCGGUGAUGGCAGUACAGAACCCGUAAUUACUGAAUCCACAAUCAGUGACGGAAUUUCUUCGAUCACAGACUCCAGUACUGAAGGUGCAUCCGAUAGUACAAAAGUUAGUGAUACGACUCAAUCAGGAGAAACUACCGAAUCAAGCGAAUCUGGAGCUACAACCGAAUCAGGCGCUACAACUGAAUCAGGCGCUACAACAGAAUCUGGAGCGACAACCGAAUCAGGCGCUACUGAUUCUGGAGCGACAACUGAAUCGGGCGCUACGACAGAAUCGGGCGCUACAACUGAAUCGGGUGCUACAACUGAAUCCGGUGCUACAACUGAAUCGGGUGCUACAACUGAAUCGGGAGCUACAUCUGAAUCGGGAGCUACAUCUGAAUCAGGUGCUACAUCUGAACCAGGUGCUACAUCUGAAUCAGGGGCUACAUCUGAAUCAGAAGCUACAACAGAAUCGGGUGGUACCACCGAAUCUGGUGGUUCAACAGAAUCGGAAAUUACAACGGAAUCGGGAGGCACGACAGAAUCAGGGCCUACAACUGACAGUUCUGAUUCUACUAGCACUGAAACUACAGAAACCUCAGAGUUUACGUCUUCUGUUUCUGAUGGAACCACAUCAUCUGAUACUUCUGAAUCUACGACUGACUCGAGUGGAUCUACAAGCGACAUUACCACAGAAUCUGAUAUAACGGGAAGCAGUUCAAUUUCAACAGAUGUUACUGAAAGUACUUCAUCUAUGGAGACUACAACGGAAGAUGAAUCUGAAGUAUUUAUUAAGAAUACUAAAAGUACUGCUCCACAGUCUGGCAGUACUAUGUCAAGUCUUGAUGCAUCAGAAAGUACGGAUGUGACAGGAAGCGCAACGGAAGCUUCUACCUCUGAUACAACUAUGUCAGGAUCAACAGACCAAGGAGCCACAACAGAAGAAGGGGCCACAACAGAAGAAGGGGCCACAACGGAAGAAGGAGCCACAACAGAAGAAGGAACCACAACAGUCUCAGGCGAAACAGGAGCAACUAGCGAAGGCAUUUCGACAGAAUCCGGUUCUAGUGAAACAACAGCAUCUAUAGAUGAAAGUACUACUGUGUCAGGUCUAACAGAUACAACAGUUUCUGGAGCAAGCUCAGAAACUGUUGUUUCAGAUAUUACUGAGAGUAGCGGUUCUACCACUGAAGCUACUGGAAUGACCACUGAAAUUAGUAGUGAAACAUCAGAAACAGGCGGCAGUACUACAGAAUUUGAUGAAUCAACGGAAAUCACAACAGAAUCGGGCAUGACUGAAACCACAGUCAGCGGAAGCACAGAAUACGACAUUUGGUCAACCACAACAGAAUCAGGAAUAACAGACACAUCAUCCAUUACGGAUCUGUUCACAACACGUAGACCACGAAUGUGUAAAAGGAAAAAGUUCAAGGAACCAGCUUGCAAAACUAGUCAAUUUGGUUGUUGCUUGGAUCACAUCACACCUGCAUCUGGACCUUUCGAUGAGGGAUGUCCAGCACCUAAAACAUGUAAAGAAUCCAAAUUUGGAUGUUGUGAAGAUGGAUUAUCACCAGCACUUGGACCAAAAUAUCAAGGCUGUCCCUCAGCUGUAUGUAACGAAACACUGUUUGGAUGCUGCCCUGACGGGAAAACCCCCGCAGAAGGUAAUGAUAAUGAAGGUUGCCCACCGCAAUGCUUGUCCUCAAAAUACGGCUGCUGCGAAGAUAACGUCACUGAAGCAAAGGGUCCUAAACAAAAAGGUUGUAAGAAACCCGAAGAAGAAAUGCCUACUACAACUGAGAAACCUAAAGACAUACCUUGUGAUACUACCGAAUUCGGAUGUUGCCCCGAUGGAAAUAGCACAGCACAAGGAAUUAACUUUAAAGGAUGUGAUAUAUUCAAGGACAAUUGCAACGAAUCUUAUUUCAAAUGUUGUCCAGAUGGAAAAGUUUCCGCUCAAGGACCUAACUAUGAAGGAUGCGAAAUUCCUUGCCGCAACAGUACAUUCGGUUGCUGCCCUGAUAAUAUUACUCCUGCUCACGGCUACAACCGAGAAGGAUGCUGCUUGAGUGAACCAUUUGGUUGUUGCCCCGAUAACAUCGUGGCAGCGCGAGGUACAAACUUCCAGGGUUGUGGCUGUCAAUACUCGCCAUAUGGAUGUUGCCCAGAUAAUACAUCAACUGCUCUCGGACCGAACAAUGAUGGAUGCGGAUGCCAAUUUACACAAUUUGGAUGUUGCCCGGAUAUGUUCACACCGGCAAGGGGCCCCGACUACGAAGGAUGUUUAUGUCAUACUCAUCAAUUUGGAUGUUGUCCGGAUGGUGUCACCUCAGCGAAGGGACCACAUAGACAAGGUUGUGGAUGUGAAAAUACAGAGUUCAAGUGCUGUUCUGACAACAAAACUGCAGCCACUGGACCUAAUCAAGAAGGGUGUGGUUGCGAGUCUUCAGCAUACGGAUGUUGUUUGGACGGUGUUACUACUGCUCAGGGUGAAAACUUUGAAGGUUGUGAUGAAAUUCCAGUCAACUUACAAGAGAGCUGUUCUCUAAACAAGGAUAGAGGAAGCUGUCGCAACUACACUGUGAAAUGGUUUUAUGAUAUGGGUUACGGCGGUUGCACCAGGUUCUGGUAUGGUGGAUGCGAUGGAAACAACAACAGAUUUGCAACUCAGGAAGAAUGUGAUGGAGUUUGUGUUAACGCCCAAGGGUCUGAUAGAUGUAACCUUCCAAAAGUUCCUGGACCUUGCGAAGGGUACCAUCCUCAAUGGUAUUAUGACAAAGAAAGAAAAUAUUGUACUCAAUUCAUCUAUGGAGGAUGUCUUGGUAACAAUAAUAGAUUUGAAACACAAGAAGAAUGUAAUCAACUAUGCGUUCGCGACAGUAAUGUUGAUGCUUGUGAGCAACCUAAGGAAGAAGGACCAUGCAGAGGACAAUACAGAAGAUAUUAUUAUGACAAAGAAUCAAAACAAUGUAGAGAAUUUAUUUAUGGUGGCUGCAAGGGUAACAAUAACAACUUCCAAACAAUGGAAGCAUGCAACCAAAAUUGUGCUAAACCAAACAGAAAGAAGGAUCACUGCUCGUUGCCCAGGGCACAAGGUAGUUGCACGGAAAAGGAACCUAGGUGGUACUAUGAUACACCAGAAAAACGCUGUAUUCCAUUCUAUUACUCUGGUUGCGACGGUAACGGCAAUAACUUCGCCACCAAAGAACAUUGCGAAGCCGACUGUCCUCCAGAAAUCGUUAAAGAUAGAUGCUACCUCCCGGCAGAAACUGGUCAAUGUGCAAAUUACACUACCAAAUGGUAUUAUGACACUAAAGAAAAACAAUGUAGACAAUUUUACUACGGCGGAUGUGGUGGUAAUGAUAAUAACUUUGAAACCCAGAUUGAAUGCGAAAACCAAUGUAAAUCGAGGAAAGAACCACCAACUGAACCACAAAGUCCUUCUGCGCCAGAACCUAAAAGGGAGCCAUUCCGAACUGAUUUUUGUUUCUAUCCUCAAGACACUGGAACAUGCACUAACUACACCAUGCGUUUCUUCUACGACAGUUCAGAUGGAGUCUGUAAAGGUUUCAGUUACGGAGGUUGUGGAGGCAAUCCAAACAAUUUCGAAUCAGCCGACGAAUGUUCCGAAAACUGCGGUCCAUCCCAGGACUUGUGCUCGUUACCCCCCGUGGUUGGUCCCUGUAAUGGAGCUUAUGAACAGUAUUAUUACGACAGGAAUACCGACAGUUGUCAGACUUUCACUUACGGAGGUUGUCAGGGUAAUAAUAACAGAUUUACCGAGAAAGCGUCUUGUGAAGUGAGAUGCAGAAGAAAGAGUCCAGAUGAAUAUACCACACAACCUCCAGUACCUCCUAAUGAUAUGGCUAUGUGCUACGAACCUAUGGACCCCGGAAACUGUACCGAUAACCAAAUCGCCUAUUACUUUGACAUUAACACCUUCAACUGUGUGUUGUUCACAUACACCGGAUGUGGUGGUAACAUAAAUCGAUUUAACAGUGAAGAACAAUGCCAGAGGCAGUGCGGCAGCUUCAGAGGCCAAAAUGUUUGCGAGUUUCCAAGAGAUCCAGGUUCUUGUGAUGCUUUCGUAGCCAAGUAUUAUUAUGACAAUCAACGUGGCACAUGCGAACGAUUCAAAUACGGUGGCUGCGGAGGAAACGGAAACAGAUUUAGCUCUUCUGAAGAAUGUGAGAGUGUGUGUCUCACUCGUCAGGAACCACAUCCAAACGUUGUCAGCACGGAUGUGUGUAAGCUGCCACUUAAUGUUGGUAAUUGCCAAGACGGCGUUUAUCAACGUUGGUACUUCGACAAUGAUAGAGGCAACUGUUUCUUGUUCGAAGGAUGCGGAGGAAACUAUAAUAAUUUUGUAAGCUACGAGUCCUGCAUAGACUAUUGCAAGGAACUCAUGCCGAACACCGAGUCUUCUGUUCCACCGAUCGCCGAGACUAACGAAGAACAAUGUUCUGACACCUACAAAAACUGUAUAAGUCUAAGAUGCCCUUACGGCAUAGAGGCUUAUGUGGAUGAAAAUAAUUGUAACCAGUGCAGAUGUACAGAUCCUUGCCAAUCGAUUCAAUGUGAUGAAAAUACUCGAUGUACAAUUGACAUCAAUACUAAACGAGAAAAUGCAAGUGAUCCACAAUACAUCAGUAUUUGUAGAGAAGUAAACAAAACUGGUGUGUGUCCAAACAUUGCGCCCACGGAAUCCAACUGUAGCACGGAAUGUAGAGAUGACGCCGACUGCUCAUCAUUCCUGAAAUGUUGCUACAGAGGCUGUAGCACUGUUUGUGUGGAACCUGUACAAGCCCCCGGAGAGCUAGUUACGAAACCCAGUUGGCCGGCUUACACAGAGGCUCCAGUGGAAUAUUUUCCUCCUCGAAUUGACCCAGUCAUUUAUAAACCUGAAGUAAGGGCAGCCCUUGGUGAUUAUGUCAUUUUAAAUUGUGCCGUAACUGGCAAUCCUACUCCUAAUGUAAGAUGGAGCAAAAAUAACAUUGAGAUCGAUGGAAAGCAACCAAGGUACAAAAUCAAGUUGGAUCAGACGCUACAAAUUAUCACGUUACAUGAAACCGACUCUGGAAUUUAUCUGUGUACAGCUGAAAAUGCUGUAGGUGAAUCUGUCACUAACAAAAUUAAGCUGGAUGUCGUUGACUCACAACCUAGACAACCUAGUAUUUUGGAACAGGAAGAACCUAACGUCCUCGUGUCAUUGAAUGCACCAACAACAUUAGACUGUUUCGCACUUGGUUAUCCAUAUCCCCAAGUUACUUGGUGGAAGGAGAAUGGAAUGAUUCCCUAUCAAAACAAGGACUUUGAAAUUAGAAAAGAUUACUCUCUACAUAUUAACAACGUUCGUCUUCAUAAUUUGGGAGUGUACACUUGUCAGGCUUACAACGGUCAUGGCAAAGCUGCCAGCUGGUCUGUGACAGUCAGAGCUCGAGGUCCUUACUUUAGUGAUGACCCGAAAGACGACAAAUACCGUCAGUAUAUUGUCAAUCCUCCACAAGAACCGGUUACUUUCAAACCGUAUGUCCCAACUAUUCGCCAGCCCCCGUACGUUCCCACACCUGAACCUCAUACAGCUCCCCCAUACACUGAACCGUCGCCAGAGAUUGUACCCAACGAAAUUCAUCCUGUGGAGUCUCAAACUGACAACUAUGUUUUGGUUCCGUAUAAUGCACCAGUUUCGGUUCGGCUUCCUGAGGAAUCUCGAAAAUAUCCCGUCGGCGCUAAAAUAGAGAUUCCAUGUGAAGUUUAUGGUAGCCCAGAACCUCAAGUAGAAUGGACCAAAGACGGCGAACCGGUACACCCAUCUGAAAACGUUGACAUUUCAUAUAACUACACUCUUACAAUAAACAAUGCUCAACUAACUGACACGGGAACAUACACUUGUCAUGCCACCAACGUAUAUUCUUCGGACGCUUCGAGUACCUAUGUAACUGUAGAAGGUAUUUACGUUCCAAAGCACUGCACUGAUAAUAAAUUCCUUGCUAACUGUGGCCUAAUUGUGAAAGCGAAAUUCUGUCGACACAAAUUCUACUCGAAAUUCUGCUGUAGAUCGUGCACAUUAGCAGGACAGUUACCAGCAGCUCCGACUCCAGAUAGCCUACAAUACAAUAACGAAAAUAACUUAGUAUAAAUUAGGAUAAAUCUACGUUAAAACUAGUCUCAAUAUUGUUUUUAAAAUAUAGGCAUCCUUAAUCAAUUUCCUUGUGACUUUAAGCCAUGCCAGUUCACAUAAUCUAUUUUUUAAUAUAAUUUAUUUUUUUAUUAUGUGUGGACUAUACUGUGUAGAUAUAAUUUUAAUUUCUUUUCACAUUUACUCUGUGCAAUUUUUAAUGUAUUAUGUAAAUAAUAAAAAUUCUUACAAUAAUAUUUAUAAAACUUAUGUGUAAAAAUGUGUCGAAUACAUUGUAAAAUUUGAAAAUAAAAGUUAUUUUAUAUUUA